This is a messenger RNA of Paramecium pentaurelia, 1183 nucleotides long. The record is from the annotation of a GenBank genome assembly. Lineage: Eukaryota; Ciliophora; Oligohymenophorea; Peniculida; Parameciidae.
CAAUGAGUAAAAAGGACCUUGAAAUCACAGUUGGAUGUAUAAUAAUAGUAUUAAAAAUAUAAUAGAAAUCAGAAAGGCAAUCCCUCAACAUUUAUUUUAAAAGAAUGAGUUUCGUUUCUUAGUUUCUGUAGGUUAAGCUGUUAGUUGCACAUUAUUACUAACAUAUUUAGCUUAUAAUUAUAUCCCUUUGACUUGGUUGGCUCUACCAAUUUGGGUGGCAUAUGCUUUUCUAACAGGAACUGUGGCUACAGGAAUAUGUAAGAUGAUUAAUAAAAUUUAGGGGUUCUUGGUCAUGAAUGUGGACAUUUUGCAUUCUCUGAUAUUAGAUGGUUAAAUGAUGUUUUAGGUUUCAUAUUACAUGAAGCAUUGUUAGUACCUUAUUAUUCAUGGUAACAUUCUCAUGCUCUUCAUCAUGCAAAGACCAAUCAUUUGACAGAAGGUGAAACACAUAAUCCAGUUAUUAUUGAUUCAAAGAUGGGAAAAAUAUAUUAAAAAAUGAAAGAUAUUUUGGGAGUGGAAUCUUUUGCUUGUGUUUAGAUCUUUAAUAUAGCAGUUUUGGGAUGGCCUCUUUAUCUUUUACUUGGUGUAACAGGAGGAUCAGCAAGAGGAUUCACUAGUCAUUUUAUAGUACCCAAUAAAUUAUUCCCACCCAAAAUGUUAGUCAAAGUUACUGCAUCAAAUCUUGGAUUAUGUUUAGUUAUUUAUGGACUUUAUAAAUGGUAUUAAGCAACCUCAUUUGCUGAAGUUAUGGCUUUAUAUAUUGGUCCUUAUUUAGUAGUCAAUAUGUGGUUGACUAUUAUCACUUUCUUAUAACACACUGAUAUUGAUGUUCCUCAUUUUGAUGAAACUGCUUGGACAUGGUUAAAAGGUAUAUUAAUAUAAUUAUUUUAGGUGCUUUAUGUACAAUUGAUAGAAAUUAUCCUCUUUGGAUUGAUGCUUUACAUUUCGAAAUUGGUACUACUCAUGUUGUUCAUCAUGUAUUUUCUGAAUUACCUCAUUAUAAUGCUAGAGUAUAUUAUCCAUUAUAUCAUUUUUAGGAAGCUAAUGUCUAUGUAAAAUAAGUUAUUGGCGAUUUGUACAAUUAAGAUGCCAAAAAUUUGUGGACAUCCCUCUAUAAUUCUGCCAGUCUUGUUGGAGUGGAACACAAAGGAAAUGGUGUCUGGAAAUUCGCUAAGGCUUGAUU